AUGUCUAGUAUUCGAAAGGAUAAAUCGUCGGAUGCAUUUCGCAUUCUAAUGUAUUCCACGAAAGAAUAUGAUAAAUUGUCGUUUGAUACUAAACUACAAGAUUUGAAAGAGCCGGACCGAUUUGAAAUUAAUUAUUCUCAUACACGUUUGACGAAGGAUACGGUACGAAUGGCAAAAAGUUAUCAGGCUAUUUGUAUUUUUAUCAAUGAUGAAUGCAAUCAUGAAAUAUUGAAAAAAUUAAACGAAUAUGGUGUAAAAUUGGUUGUACUCCGCUCAUGUGAUUUUAACAAUGUUGACUGGAAAACAGCCGAAGAAAUGGACAUUAAAAUCGGACUCGUACCCGGUUAUUCGCCAAAUGCAGUAGCUGAGCAUGCUGCGAUGUUAGUGAUGGCUUUGAAUAGAAAAAUUCACCGGGCAUAUACACGAGUGAAACAGGGAGAUUUUCGAAUCGACGGUUUGGUCGGUUUCGAUAUGAAAGAUAAAACGGUCGGUGUGUUAGGUAAAUUAGAACGAGAAAUGACAGUUGAAAGAAUGGGUAUUAUCGGUCAAUUUGCUAUUAGUAUUUUUCGUGGUUUUGGCUGUAAAGUUCUCGCCUAUGAUGAUCAAACAACGAAAAGUGAAGAACAGGAGGAGUUGGACUUUGAAUAUAAAGAAUUGGAGGAAAUAUACGCGAAAGCUGAUAUUAUAUCUAUUCAUUUACCGCUCAAUGACAGAACGAAACAUAUUAUUAACAAAUCGAGUAUUGAUAAAAUGAAAAAAGGUGUCUUGUUGGUAAACACCGCUAAAGGUGGUCUCAUUGAUACACAAGCAUUGAUUGAUGGACUUAAACAAGAAAAGAUUGGUGGUGUCGGAUUGGAUGUGUAUGAAAAUGAAAGAAAAUAUUAUUUCAAAGAUUAUUCAUCUCGAAUUAUAGAAGAUGAUUUGUUUGCUCAACUACUCACUUAUCAUAAUGUUAUAAUCACUGCACAUCAAGCAUUUUUGACGCAAGAAACACUAUGUAAUAUAGCCAAAGUAACUCUAGAGAAUAUACAUUCAUUUACAAUAAACGGAAAGGCAGUUUAUGCACCAAAACAUGAUGAAACAUCAAAAUAA
Messenger RNA from Didymodactylos carnosus, 1092 nucleotides. The record is from the annotation of a GenBank genome assembly. Lineage: Eukaryota; Metazoa; Rotifera; Eurotatoria; Philodinida; Philodinidae.